UUCCACCUAGCAGUCGGAGGACGGUUGCUUGGUAUUAUUAGCAAGCGGGAAGUAUGGCGGUGGCGCGCGUCGACGCGGCUUUGCCUCUUGGAGAAGGAUCAGUGGUCAAUUGGUCAGGACAGGGGCUACAGAAAUUAAGUCCAAACUUACCCUAUGAAGUUGAUAUUCAUACUUUGAUUCUGGAUAAAAAUCAGAUUAUUAAAUUGGAAAAUCUUGAGAAAUGCAAACGUUUAAUACAGUUGUCAGUGGCUAACAAUCGGCUGGUACGGAUGAUGGGUGUGGCCAAACUAACCCAACUUCGGGUGUUAAAUUUGCCUCAUAAUAGCAUUGGCUAUGUGGAAGGCCUAAAGGAGCUAGUACAUUUGGAAUGGCUGAAUUUGGCAGGAAAUAAUCUCAAGGCCAUGGAACAAAUCAAUAGCUGCACAGCUCUUCAACACCUUGAUUUAUCAGAUAAUAACAUACCCCAGAUAGGUGAUCUAUCUAAAUUGGCAUCACUGAAGACCCUACUUUUACAUGGAAAUAUCAUCACCUCUCUUAGAAUGGCACCUGCUUAUCUACCCAGAUGUCUUGCUAUACUUUCUUUGGCAGAAAAUGAAAUCCGGGACUUAAAUGAGAUCUCUUUUCUGGCAUCCUUAACCGAAUUGGAACAGUUGUCGAUCAUGAACAAUCCUUGUGUGAUGGCAACACCUUCCAUUCCAGGGUUCGACUAUCGGCCAUACAUCGUCAGCUGGUGCUUAAACCUCAGAGUCCUAGAUGGAUAUGUGAUUUCGCAGAAGGAAAGUUUAAAAGCUGAAUGGCUGUAUAGUCAAGGCAAGGGGAGAGCGUAUCGGCCUGGCCAGCACAUCCAGCUUGUCCAGUAUCUGGCUACAGUCUGUCCUCUCACUUCUACGCUGGGUCUUCAAACUGCAGAGGAUGCCAAACUAGAGAAGAUUCUGAGCAAGCAGAGGUUUCACCAGAGGCAGUUGAUGAACCAGAGCCAAAAUGAAGAGUCGUCUUCUCUUGCUUCUGUUGAAACAAGGGCAUCCUUUGUACCGGAGCAUUCCAGCCCCAUUCAAGAUUGCCAGGUAGUCCAGGAAAGUGAACCCGUCAUCCAGGUCAAUUCUUGGGUUGGGAUAAGCAGUAAUGAUGACCAUUUAUAUGCUGUUAAGAAUAACUUUCCAGCCUCUGUACACACUACAAGAUAUUCUCGAAAUGACCUGCACCUGGAAGACAUCCAGACAGAUGAAGACAAGUUAAACUGUAGUCUUCUCUCUUCAGAGUCUACUUUUAUGCCAGUUGCGUCAGGGCUCUCUCCAGUGUCACCUACAGUUGAGCUGAGGCUGCAAGACAUUAACUUGGGCCUAGAAGAUGAUGGUGCUGCAGAUGAAUCUGUGAAAUGUCCGGAAAACAACAGCUUUGAUAAGGAAGGGGAAAAGGCUUUUUGGGCUGCAAAUGAGAAUUCUGUUGAGAUGACAAAAAGUGCUAUUAGUACAGAGGUAAAUGAGAAAGAUGGGCUAUUACCUUGUCCUGAGCCAACAGUAACCAAUGCCUUCAUAAAGGAGGACACCCACAGUCUUACAUCUUUUCCUGAGUCAGUUGGACACAAUGUCUUCCAUAUGCAGCCAGACAGUGAAGAAACCAUGUCUCAAACAGCUUCAGAGAAACUUCCUUGCAGGGUUUUAACCCACAGAUCUCUUACUCCGGGACAAAAUAAAGUUGCCCUUCAGAAACUGAAUGAAGCAGCCACCAAGCUUCAGGCCUAUUGGCGGGGCUUUUAUGCCAGAAACUACAACCCACAAGCUAAAGAUGUACGCUAUGAAAUCCGGCUGCGCCGGAUGCAGGAGCACAUUGUCUGCCUAACUGAUGAAAUAAGGAGAUUACGAAAAGAAAGAGAUGAAGAACGUAUUAAAAAAUUUGUACAAGAAGAGGCUGUCAGAUUCCUUUGGAACCAGGUAAGGUCUCUACAAGCUUGGCAGCAGACGGUGGACCAGCAUCUAAGUUCCUGCCGUCCUAUAUCAAGUACUCUGGUGCCAUCUAACCCUCCAUUAUUCACCCAAAGUCAGGAGCCCUCUUCUGAUCAAAACUCUGAUUGGUUCAUUGCUCCUGAUGAAGCUCCUCAAGAGAAAUCCUUACCAGAACUUCCAGACUCUGGUUUUCAUUCCUCCUUAACAGAACAAAUUCACUGUUUACAGGAUUCUUUGGAUUUUGAAAAAAGUUCCACAGAAGGUAGUGAAAGUUCCAUAAUGGGGAAUUCCAUUGACACAGUCAAACAUGGCAGAGAGUCAGAUAUAGGGGAUGUUAGUGAAGAACAUGGUGAAUGGAGUAAGGAAGGCUCAAACAAUGAGCAGGAUAAUAGUCUGCUUGAACAGUAUCUAACUUCAGUUCAACAGCUAGAUGAUGCUGAUGAGAGGACACAUUUUGAUGAAGGGACGGGAGAUAGUAAGCUUCACAUAGCUCAUUCCCCUGAAAAGUUAGAUGUCUUGUCUGACAGUGCUUCUGUAGAUGACACUCAUUGCGUGUCUCCUACUUUGCAAGAUGAAAUCAGUCAGACACCAGAGAAUUGUGAAUUAAAUGCAGAAGUUCAAGGGCCACAGUCAGAAUGUAAUUCUACAUUUCAGGUAUUGCAGGUUGGUAUUAUUGUGUAGCACGUCUGGUUGUUUGGGAAGCAGAAGUCCACUUAAUUUAAGAAUAUUUUCAGUUGGCUUUUUUUGGGAAAGAAGAAUAUUUCUCCCCAUUUUGUUACUAUUUAUAUAGAAUUUAUAUUCUUGUCUCACAUUUUCCACAUCUUAGGUACUAAGCUGAAUCUUCAUUUUGACUUAGUUAGCUUUUUACUUAAGCUGUAAUGUAUCAAACAAUAUUCAUAUUGAAAGCCACAUGCACCUUAUUAACAACUAAAUUGAAUCAACAGUGUUCCUGUGUUUUUAUGUAUUCAUUUCCUUUCAAAAAUAGACUAGAAUACCUUAAAGAAGAGAGAACAUUUUACCUUAAAGAUAUAAAUAAGAGAAUUUUAAUUCUUCUGUAUGUGAGGAAAUUAAUUAUGUAGUGAGGAAUGCAGUUUGUUAUAGUGAACAUAAAUGACAAAUGUAAGGAUUGUGAACUACUGAAAUUUGCCAUCCUCCUUGGAGUAAGAACAUGUGUUUUUAAGCCUUUUUCCUCCCUUAUGAGUCAAGGGAAGCCUUCUUGUAAGCAAAUAGGGAGAAGAGGUAAGAUUAUAUGAUUUUUCAGUGGGAAUGAUUAGAUUGUCUCAUGGAAAACUUUAGUUAAUGCCAUGUAUCAGUUUUAACAUAGGAAGCAAAGUGUUCCAUCCAGAAUUAAAGUCAAGCUUAUUUAAAGAGGCAACACAAGACUAUUUCUCUUAGGUGUAAGCUCCAUUCACUUGGAAUAAUGUCACAGCAAACAUUUAUUAUCUUUUCAUUUAGUGAUUUUUUUACCCCAUAGAUAAGCACUUAUGUGCCAAUAUAUUGCCAGAAAUUAAUGUUCAUUUUCUUUGUUCCUGCUUUAUAUUUGCUUAUGAUUUUCAGCAGAGGCCCAUGAUCAUUUACUUCACUCUUGAUCUCUGCCUUAUAGAAAAGAACAUUUAAAAUAACACCAGUGGUAGAAUAUGAAUGACAUUUUUUAAGGACUAUUUUCUAUCUAAAUCUCUGAAAAAGUGCCACAUUCAGAAGACAGUUUAAUGGUGGUAAAGAAAAAAUAAACCUCAUUUAUUUCUUUACUUAUUAAAAGAAUAUACGUCUGUAACUCCAGGAAGAAAUGAUAAUAUCGUGUUUGAAUGUUAUAGACAGAUGCAUUCGCAAAUCAAGGGUAAUUUUUGGAAUCUUGAUAUUUUAAUCUUUGAGAAUGUUCUGAUAUCAUUGAACAACAUAUAUCUGACUUCCCCCCAAUCUAUGGACAUACAGUGAUUUAAAACUAUGGCAAUACUUAACUGUUCUCUAAAUUUAGGUGCUAAAUAUGUAUUCAUGAUUCAGUUACAGUCACUAGGUCCCCUUCUUUGAAGUUAUAUAAAAUAAAAGCUGGUCCUUCCGAGAAUAAAGUCAGGGAUCACAUGUUAUACUUUGUUGAUGGUUAGAAACAUUUCUGCAGUAUGGGUUAGAUGCAUUUUUCUUGGUUUAUAAACAUGUAGCACUCAGGUUGAGAAGACUUGGAUUUCAUUCUCAGAAAUCCAGAAUCUCUUGCAAAGGAAAUAUUUUCUGUCUCAUAAACAAAAUAGCAGUCUUACAUUCAAAGGAUUUUCCCUAGCAAAGCAUGUAUAACAUUGAAUGCAUGUUAAAUAAAAGUAGAAUUUUUAACUUUUUGAAUAAUGCUAAUUAUCUUUUAUGAAUGAUUUUGAAUUUUCUUCUUAAAUCUACCCUAUUUUUCUAUUUUACAGUUAAGUGCCUCAUUUGCUGCCCAUAGUUAGACAAAGGAAAACCAACUUGCACUGCACUAGUACCAAAGUGCUGCUUCAUGGUACAUUAAUUUCUCAUAAAAGCUCCUGAAAUGUUGUGGUUCAGUAUUACCUAAGUAGGUUUCUCCUGACAUCUCCUCCCUCUUUUUUUGAGAAAUGGCAAAACACAACUGAAUUCAUUUGAACAUCAGCAUUUGUCAGCAAGAUUUUCUUUUUUACCUUUGUGUUGUUUUUUUUUUUUGUUUUUGUUUUUUUCCUUUUUGCGGUAUGCGGGCCUCUCACUGUUGUGGCCUCCCCCGUCGCGGAGCACAGGCUCCGGACGCGCAGGCUCCGGACGCGCAGGCUCAGCGGCCAUGGCUCACGGGCCCAGCCGCUCCGCGGCAUAUGGGAUCCUCCCAGACCGGGGCACGAACCCGUAUCCCCUGCAUCGGCAGGCGGACUCUCAACCACUUGCGCCACCAGGGAGGCCCCCCUUUGUGUUGUUUUUCUAGCCCAUAAAUGGUAUUCAACAUACUUUUAUUUUGAAAUUGACAGAAUAUGAUAAUGACUAAUACUCUGCUGUAUUUAACUUCACUGGUUUUGAAGUGCAAGAAUAUUAAGUAGCCCCCAACCUUAACUGUACAGAUUAUCUUGAAUGUAAAUAGGAUGAAAAUAAUGUAAACUACACCCCCAGGCUAGACCUGGCUGGCACAGUGUACUUAAAAUAAUUUAUUUAACUAAGAUAUUUGGUUUUAACUCUGGGCUAUUUAUUGGUCUGGCUGAAGAGGGAACGGGCCUAGUAAGGUUUGAGAAGUUGAGCUUUAACAGUCUUUGUGUUUUUCUAAUAGGAGAGGUUUAGAUCAGCUGUGCUAUUUUAGUUCGGUUCUCUUGAUUUAUGGACAUUCAAUAUAUCAAUUAAAUAUUCCUUCAGAAGCACAGAAUCAUAUCAUGUGAGAAUUAUAAGGAACCUUAGAGAUUGUCUAUUCUAAUCUCUUUGUUUUAAAGAUGAAACUAAAGCACAGAGAACUUAGACGACUUUUCUGAGGUUAUAGCUAGUUUAUAGAAAAAAAACUGUGGAAACUUAAACGUUAUUGUAUUCCAAAAUUUUAUUAUAUACUUUCCAUUAUUCUUUACAUUUAGUAAGUCAGUAAGAAAGUCUCUACAUAUUUUUCAUUCCCUUUGAAAGAGAAAAAAUACUUCUAAGAGAGCUAGAACUCUACCACUCAAGGCAGAGUUGCUUGUAGAAAACAACUGAUUCUUUCAGAACCCUAAGUGAAUUUUCUCCAAGAAAUGUGAUUUGAUUAAAAUGGUUCUUAAAGAGUAACGCAGUAGAAACUAACAUUUUGAAAGAAUAACUGCAUCUUGGAGUCUAUUUUUUGAUGACAAGAAGUAUAACAGAUUGCUGAGAUAUAUAAAAUUUUCUAGUGAGAAGCUAGUUUGAUUAUAUUUCAUCUUCAGUUUUACAGAAUAACAGAUGUUAAAGUUUUAACUCUCCUGAUGUACAGAAAGCUUCAAUCAUGACAGUUGAUAUAUAAACAAUACAGUUUGGUUUUUAUAAAUUCAAUUAUAAAAGGCCUUAUAAUAUGCAUGUUUUUAGGAAAAUAUUUAGCCACACAGUUGUUAGUAUAUAUGCAGAAUACUUUAUUCGUGAAUAAUGUGGGUGCCAUUCUUGAGUGUGGAUUUUUCUUUUAUUUUGUUUUGGAUUAUUUUAAAUAUACAAACAGCGUAAUAGUGUAUUUUUCUGUUAUCUACUUAAGACAGGUCUAGUUCCACUUUUAAUAAGUAUUUUCAGAAACAAUAUGGACUGAAGAUAUCAUACUAUCUCCCUUGGUCGUUUUUUGGGCAUCAAUUCUUAGAGUUGGAUUUAUAACAAUAACAUAAAAUAUAAAAAUUUUUUUUUCUGGACAAUUAAGACAUAAAAAGGGAAAAUAUAAAAUAAGUCUGAUCAA
This is a messenger RNA of Mesoplodon densirostris (Blainville's beaked whale), 6291 nucleotides long. It is a transcript of the gene CEP97, whose product is annotated as centrosomal protein 97. The record is from RefSeq and is a predicted model, not a curated record. Gene Ontology annotation, molecular function: protein binding. Bases 54 to 2624 code for a protein of 856 amino acids. The transcript is spliced from 11 exons. NCBI's taxonomy places the organism in Eukaryota, Metazoa, Chordata, Mammalia, Artiodactyla, Ziphiidae.